Molecule: messenger RNA, 804 nt
Organism: Eutrema salsugineum
Lineage: Eukaryota; Viridiplantae; Streptophyta; Magnoliopsida; Brassicales; Brassicaceae
Exons: 1
Coding region: 1-804 (267 amino acids)
Molecular function (GO): nucleic acid binding; zinc ion binding
Source: RefSeq, a predicted model, not a curated record
AUGAGGGUUCUUCUAAAAAUCCACAAGGCUUGGGAAGUUGUGGAAACAGGAUCAGACGACGGAGAGAAGAACGACAUAGCAAUGGGCCUCAUCUUCCAAUCCAUACCCGAAACGCUUAUCUUACAACUCGGAGAGUUAGAUACAGCGAAGAAGGUUUGGGACGCAGUCAAAACGAGGAACGUAGGAGCGGAGAGAGUCAGGGAAGCACGCUUACAAACCCUAAUGGCUGACUUUGAUCGAUUGAAGAUGAAGGACACCGAAACCAUAGAUGAAUACAGCGGCAAGCUGGCCGAAAUCUGUUCAAAGUCUGCAGCCUUGGGAACAAAUAUUGAAGAAUCUAAGGUGGUAAAGAAGUUUCUCAAGAGUAUUCCUCGGAAGAAAUACAUACAUAUAGUAGCAUCGCUUGAACAAGUACUCGACUUUAAUGCUACAAGCUUCGAGGAUAUCGUAGGACGUCUAAAGGCUUAUGAAGAGCGAAUCCAUGAAGAGGAAGAGGAAACUCAAGAGAAUCAGAACAAACUAAUGUAUGCGAAUACAGAAGCACAGACAGAUCGGAACUAUUCCAAAGAAAAUAGAAGCAGAGGUCGAGGAGGACGCUUCUAUAACAGAGGAAGAGGCCGAGGAAGGGCAAACGAGGCAAGGGACUUGUCGAAGAUAGUGUGCUACAGGUGUGACAAGUCAGGGCACUUCGCCUCAAAUUGCCCAGACAGGCUCCUUAAGUUACAAGAAGCACAAGAAACCGAUGCAGAAGAUACUCACAAAGCAGAGAAGCCAAUGGUUCAUGAAGUGGUGUUUCUUAACUAG